Molecule: messenger RNA, 2017 nt
Organism: Owenia fusiformis
Lineage: Eukaryota; Metazoa; Annelida; Polychaeta; Sabellida; Oweniidae
Source: the annotation of a GenBank genome assembly
GACAUACAUGACAUAAUGGAUUCCCUGUGACAAGCUUACAUGACGUGUAUAAUGCUUAGGAUUCAUUUGAAAUAUCUGUCAAUUUAGUUUCAAAAAGAUUCUUAAACUAUUUCCAGGCGAUUGUGCAUUUUAGAUAAAACAGAGUAAAGUAAACAUGAAAUAUACCAAGCGACCCAUGACGACAUAAAGAAGUGUUGUGAAUGAUUUACAGGUUCUGAGGAUUUCAGGGAUCAUACGGAUCACUGGCAUUGUACUAUUGAUUAUGCCAUUAUUGUCAUGAAUGUGUUUACUAAUUAAGGAUUACAUUUACAUUCAUUCGGAAUAUAUAAAUAGUUUUUCUUCAGUUUGUCUAUUGUUAAAUCAUUUAAUUGACCACUUGAAGGACACGAAAGGAACGUGCUGGUAACCAUGGAAAUGUUGGCAAUCUGUCUGCUAUGCUUCAUCGGUAGCACCAUAGCAACCCGUGAAGGAACUGCCUCUAUUCUUACAGCUAAGUGUGACGAGGAAUACCAAGCAGCGACACAGGACAUCCUUGCAAUGGCAGAUGCCGCCCGAGAGAGAGUAAAUGAGGAAUUGGGAGGUCCUACUAAAAUGUUCCUUGGCAAAGUAUUCCUACAACGACAAGAAGGUGGCGCCACACUAACUGUGAUUAAGAUUAAAAUCCGCCAUGGUCCACCAAGAGACAACACUGGGAGAUAUAUACAUCUCUACCUUCUCGACGGUGGUUUUCUGGAUGUGCAAGUCGGUAAAAAACGAAAGGAUUGCUUCGGUGAUAUUAAUAUCGGUCUCCCAGAUGAACCGAGCAAUGAUGAAGUCAAGCCAAUCUUUGUGGAAGUAAUUAAUGAGAUUUGUGGGAACGGACUUGACCCAGUUGAGUACAAACUUGUUCAAGAUGAUGAGGACGUUCUGGCAAUAGCUAAAAUGGCAAGGCCAAGCUAUGAAGAGGAAUACGGGGAACAAGCCAAGUGGGACUCCAGUGUUUACAUCCAGUCAGGAAUGGAUUACGCCAUAAAGAUCAGAGUUAGGAAAAUGAAAAGAGACGAGAAAGGCUUCAUUCACAUAUUUGUAAACUCUAAUGGUGAUUUCGUCAGACGUCAGGAAGAAGAAGAUGGAAGUCCAUACUUUGGUAGAAAGGCCUGUAUCGAAAUACCACCACCAAGGGAUGCCCCUGAAUUAGGAGAACAAAAGUUUGCAAUUGAAAUGACGGAACGUUGUGAUAGACAAUACUUCAAAGUUGUUGGAGAACUCUGGGACAACAUCAAAGCGAUAAAGGAAACAAUAGCAGCAGAUUUGGGAAGUCCAAAUACCAAAUUCCAGCCUCGUAUAUACAUCCAAGAGGGAGACGACAUAUUCAUGAAGAUACGCGUAUUAGGAUUCGCGGAUGAUGGCCCAAGGUAUAUACACGUACAUUUAAAUGCUGCAGGUGAAUACGUAGGAUUGGAAGAUGGGAAAAAUAGAAAAACAUGCAUAGAGGCUUUCUAAUGAUGUCUUACAAAAAAUAAAGGAUAAUACCUCAAAUCGAUUUAUUAAUAAAACCUUCAACAUUAUUCCAACACAAGUAUAUAGCUUCACAGUAAACAUGACAGCACUGUCUAAUUAAUAAAACAGGAGAUACUUUUUAUUUACUAUGUUGUACUCUAAACGAUAAAGUUAUGUAGAUUAAACGCCAUAGUGUUUUACGACUGUCAUAGAAUUUAAAUGAUUGACAAUUAUCAGUAUAUGAAUUUGUACUUUAAUGAAUGAUAUAUCCUUAAAUAAAUACAAAUUAUAAUACUUUAACGUCAAUCUUAACAAUACUGACGUGGAUAUCCAGAGGACCUAUCUGGGCUUCUAAGUAGCCUAUUGCUCGCGAUCGAGUGGAAUCGGAGUCCCCCAGUAUUCCAACAUACUCCAUUCAACAACUUCCAUAUAACAUUUGAUCUGCUAUCUUAAUUGAUUAAAUCAAUCAGCUAAUUGAAUAUGUAUUAUAUUAUUCUUAUGAUAAACCAACCUUCAUAUGGCUUGUGGUGCAUGAUGG